Lycium barbarum (goji berry) is the source of this 1569-nucleotide messenger RNA. Its product is annotated as protein ACCELERATED CELL DEATH 6-like. The record is from RefSeq and is a predicted model, not a curated record. The transcript is spliced from 3 exons. Gene Ontology annotation, molecular function: protein phosphatase regulator activity; protein phosphatase 1 binding. Lineage: Eukaryota; Viridiplantae; Streptophyta; Magnoliopsida; Solanales; Solanaceae. Bases 1 to 1569 code for a protein of 522 amino acids. Gene Ontology annotation, cellular component: plasma membrane.
AUGGACGGACGGCUAUACAGAGCAGCUCAAAGUGGUGAUAUGAAGGUCUUAAGAGAAUACAAGGACCAGCUCACCACACAGUUAACUCCAUAUAAGAACACGGUUCUUCAUAUUGCAGCUGAUUGCACUAAUAUCUCUUGCAAAGACGCCGGGAAAUUUCUUGCUAUAGUUAGACAAGACCUGUUAUUCUGCUUAAACUCUAAUGGGGAUACUUGUAUUCAUGUGGCAGCUAGGAAAAGCCAUUUCACUCUCAUCGAAGCCCUUAUUGGCUACAUGAAACAAAAUUGUCCAGCUGGGCUCGAAGGUGGUAUUGAAUCAAUCCAUGAGCUCCUGAGGAUUCCCAACAACAAAGGAAACAUGGCCUUGCAUGAAGCUGUGAUGAACCGGAAUCACCGGGUGGUGGAAAUGUUGGUUAGAGAAGAUGCUGACUUCACACAUCCGCCCAACAAAGCUUCGAAAAGUCCACUAUUUCUGGCUAUGGAGAAGAAAGACAAAGUUUCUGCUGAAUUGAUCUUGAGCAUCUCCAGGUCACCAUCUUAUGCAGGCCCUUACGGCACUACGGCGCUACAUGCAGCUGCAUUAAUCCGAUAUUGGGUUUAUGAUUGCUUGGAAAUGAUAAUACCAGCAGGAUGCUUGGAAAUGAUACUAGGAAAGAACUCAGCAAGAUGCUUGGAAAUGAUACUAGGAAAGAACCCAAGUUUGAUAAAUCAAGUAGAUGAUGAAGGAUGGAGUCCUCUCCAUUUCGCUGCAUUCUUAGGGUCUCGAGUGACAGUGAGGGUAUUAUUAAAGAAAGAUAAACAGAUGGCAUAUGAAACCAUAAAAGAAGACAAUAAAACACCCCUCCAUUUGGCAGCCUCUAAUUUUAAUUUUGGUGCUUUGAUAGAGAUUAUUAAGCAGUGUCCGGAUUCUAAUGAGGCGGCCACAAGUCAAGGCCAUAAUGCUUUUCGCCUUGCAGGGCCAAUAUGCGUUGUGCCACUAGGGUGUUUUUGUUAUGCUUGUGGCUAUCGCACGGUGGAUUAUGCUGAACAGUCGAGUGACCCAAGCGUUGUCAUACAUCACCCUUACUUGGAGCAAGCAGGUCUAUGGUGGCGGGGGAAAGAAGUAAACAAUGAACUCGCGGAAGACAGACUCUCCUGGAAAGAAAGAGUAAACGCACAUUUGCUAGUGGCUACACUCAUAACAGCAAUUGCUUUCACGGCUGGCUUCACCAUUCCUGGUGGAUAUGAUGAUGACGAGGGUCCAAGUAAAGGCAUGGCAAUCUUAGCGAGGAAAACAGCCUUCAAAGUGUUCGUGGUAGCUGAUACACUUGCCCUGAUAUCUUCUACGUUUGCAGUACUUCUGCACUUCAAUGCAACCCUUAAGCGAGGGACUAUGAAGUGUGAUAGUUACUUUUGGGCUGCAAUAUUCAUCAUAAUUGCUACGCUAGCAAUGAUGAUAGCAUUUACGACUGGCUUGUAUGUUGUGCUGCCUUUCAAAGACCUAGCCAUAGGUGUCUGUGUCGUGUGCUCUGUGUCACUUUUCGGUUUUGCGUUUGUAUUCGACAUGCAAGGGUUCUUAUACUAUUACUAG